Messenger RNA from Microtus oregoni (creeping vole), 4146 nucleotides. RefSeq names its product C-type lectin domain containing 16A (gene Clec16a). Lineage: Eukaryota; Metazoa; Chordata; Mammalia; Rodentia; Cricetidae. Gene Ontology annotation, cellular component: endolysosome membrane; late endosome. Gene Ontology annotation, biological process: regulation of autophagosome maturation; endosome to lysosome transport; endosomal transport. The transcript has 24 exons. Bases 171 to 3323 code for a protein of 1050 amino acids. The record is from RefSeq and is a predicted model, not a curated record.
CCGGUUCCGGCUGAAUGUCAGUGCGGGGCUGUGGGCGGGGGAGGAAGGUGCUUGCUGGUCUCUCCGCCGCCCCCGUUGCCGGCUCGGCUUGAGAUGUUGCCCCGGACGCCUGGCCGCUGGGCGGAUCGGACAUGAAAACCUGAGGCGGGCGGCGGGGCUGGGCUGCGGACAUGUUCGGCCGCUCGCGGAGCUGGGUGGGCGGGGGCCACGGCAAGUCCUCCCGCAACAUCCACUCCUUGGACCACCUGAAGUACCUGUACCAUGUUUUAACCAAAAAUACCACCGUCACAGAACAGAACCGGAACCUGCUGGUGGAAACCAUCCGUUCUAUCACUGAGAUCCUGAUUUGGGGUGAUCAAAAUGACAGCUCUGUAUUUGAUUUCUUCCUGGAGAAGAAUAUGUUUGUUUUCUUCUUGAACAUUCUGCGGCAGAAAUCAGGCCGUUAUGUGUGUGUCCAGCUACUACAGACCUUGAACAUCCUCUUUGAGAACAUCAGCCAUGAGACGUCGCUCUAUUAUUUGCUGUCUAAUAACUAUGUAAAUUCAAUCAUUGUCCAUAAAUUUGACUUUUCCGACGAGGAGAUCAUGGCAUAUUACAUAUCGUUCCUGAAAACACUUUCGUUAAAGCUCAACAACCAUACUGUCCAUUUCUUCUACAAUGAGCACACCAAUGACUUUGCCCUGUACACAGAAGCCAUCAAGUUCUUCAAUCACCCCGAGAGCAUGGUUCGAAUUGCUGUGAGAACCAUCACCUUGAAUGUCUACAAAGUGUCAUUGGAUAACCAGGCCAUGCUGCACUACAUCCGAGACAAAACCGCUGUCCCGUACUUCUCCAAUUUGGUCUGGUUCAUUGGGAGCCACGUGAUCGAACUUGACAACUGUGUGCAGACCGAUGAGGAGCACCGGAAUCGGGGAAAACUGAGUGACCUGGUGGCUGAGCACCUGGACCACCUGCACUAUCUCAAUGACAUCCUGAUCAUCAACUGUGAGUUCCUCAACGAUGUGCUCACAGACCACCUGCUCAACAGACUCUUCCUGCCCCUCUAUGUGUACUCCCUGGAGAACCCGGACAAGGGAGGAGAGCGCCCAAAGAUCAGCCUGCCAGUGUCCCUCUAUCUUCUCUCCCAGGUCUUCCUCAUUAUCCAUCACGCCCCACUGGUGAACUCUCUGGCUGAAGUUAUUCUGAAUGGCGAUCUAUCUGAGACAUACACAAAGCCUGCGCAGGAUGUUCCCAGAAGUUCUGCCAAGCCCAGCAUCCGGUGCUUCAUUAAGCCCACUGAGACACUUGAGCGGUCCCUUGAGAUGAACAAACACAAGGGCAAGAAGCGGAUGCAAAAGAGACCCAACUACAAAAACGUUGGGGAGGAGGAGGACGAGGAGAGAGGGCCCGCUGAAGAUGCCCAGGAAGACACUGAGAAGGCUAAAGGUACAGAGGGUGGUUCAAAAAGCAUGAAGACAAGUGGGGAGCGUGAAGAGAUCGAGAUGGUGAUCAUGGAGCGCAGCAGGCUCUCGGAGCUGGCCACUGCUGGGGCCUCAGUGCGGGAGCAGAACACCACGGACGAGGAAAAGAGUGCUGCCACAGGCUCAGAGAGCACGCAGUGGAGCAGGCCCUUCCUGGAUAUGGUAUACCAUGCCCUGGACAGCCCCGAUGAUGAUUACCAUGCCCUCUUCGUGCUCUGUCUCCUAUACGCCAUGUCUCAUAACAAAGGCAUGGAUCCUGAAAAACUGGAGCGAAUCCAGCUCCCAGUGCCAAGUGCAGUUGAGAAAACCACCUACAACCAUCUGCUAGCUGAGAGACUCAUCAGAAUCAUGAACAAUGCUGCCCAACCAGAUGGCAGGAUUCGGUUGGCCACACUGGAGCUGAGCUGCCUGCUCCUGAAGCAGCAAGUACUGACCAGCUCCGGCUGCGUCAUCAAGGAUGUGCAUCUGGCCUGUCUGGAGGGUGCAAGAGAAGAGAGUGUCCACCUUGUACGGCAUUUCUAUAAGGGAGAAGAGAUUUUUUUGGACAUGUUUGAGGAUGAGUACAGGAGCAUGACAAUAAAGCCCAUGAAUGUGGAAUAUCUCAUGAUGGAUGCUUCUAUCCUCCUGCCCCCAACGGGCACUCCACUGACUGGCAUUGAUUUUGUGAAGCGGCUGCCAUGUGGUGAUGUGGAGAAGACGCGGAGGGCCAUCCGGGUAUUCUUCAUGCUGCGUUCCCUGUCACUGCAGCUGCGUGGGGAACCUGAGACCCAAUUGCCACUGACUCGGGAGGAGGACCUGAUCAAAACAGAUGAUGUCUUGGAUCUGAAUAACAGCGACUUGAUCGCAUGCACAGUCAUCACCAAGGACGGCGGCAUGGUUCAGCGCUUCCUGGCUGUGGAUAUUUACCAGAUGAGCCUGGUAGAGCCUGAUGUGUCCAGACUCGGCUGGGGAGUGGUCAAGUUUGCAGGCCUUCUGCAGGACAUGCAGGUGACAGGAGUGGAGGAUGAUAGCCGUGCCCUGAAUAUCACUAUCCACAAGCCUGCCUCCAGCCCACAUUCUAAGCCCUUCCCCAUCCUGCAGGCCACCUUUGUGUUCUCUGAUCAUAUCCGUUGCAUCAUCGCCAAACAGCGCCUGGCCAAGGGCCGCAUCCAGGCCAGACGGAUGAAGAUGCAGAGGAUAGCUGCCCUUCUGGACCUCCCAAUCCAGCCUACAACUGAAGUCCUGGGAUUUGGACUUGGCUCCUCCUCCUCCCAGCACCUGCCUUUCCGUUUCUAUGACCAGUGCCGCCGAGGCAGCAGUGACCCCACAGUGCAGCGCUCUGUGUUUGCAUCCGUAGACAAGGUGCCAGGCUUUGCUGUGGCCCAGUGCAUAAACCAGCAUAGCUCACCAUCCCUGUCUUCACCAUCACCACCAUCUGCCAGUGGGAGCCCCGGCGGCAGUGGGAGCACCAGCCACUGUGACUCAGGGGGCUCUUCCUCCACACCCUCGGCAACCCAGAGCCCAGCAGAUGCCCCCACAACUCCAGAACAGCCUCAGCCUCACCUUAUAGUCCAGUCGGUGAUUGUGAAUGAAAUGGACGUCAACUCCAAGCCCAACAAGAACUUGGCCAGGAACUCUGAGGUGGAGACCAUGCACCUGUCCCCCAGCCUCCUCCCUGCCCAGCAGCCCACCAUCUCCUUGCUCUAUGAGGACUCUGCUGACACACUGAGCGUUGAGUCGCUGACCCUUGUGCCCCCAGUCGAUCCUCACAGCCUGCGAGCCCUCACUGGCAUCCCCCAGCUUCCUGCACUGGCCACAGCAGGCCCAGAGACCCCAAAUGAGGACACUGUAUACCCAGAGCCUGCGAGCCCCACGGAGCACUGAGUGGGCACCCAGGGAUCUCCCUUUGUGUGUGCAGCCUGCUGGUAGGGACCCAGUAUAGUUUUUGACAGCAAGACACAGUUCUCCAUGGCCUUGGAAGCUGUCCCUGAUACCUCUCCCUGCAAGACAGCCAUGGACCACUGGAGUUUCUCAUUUGCUCUGACCUCUUCCUGAGCAGGCUGGGAUCCCAGAGACAGCCUUCUGUGUACAAGUGAUGGCACUGGCCGCCUAGAGGGGUCCCGACAGCCCCGAGUGGCACCCUCCUUCAGGCAGCUCCCUUGUUUUCUCUCCCCGUACGCACAGAAGUGGACAAGGUUACUUUGGGUAGAACUCUGUAGAGAAGCACCUAGAUAAAUAUCUCUUUCAGGCUAUUUAUUUCUGGUUUUGGCAACAGGUGAAGAGAUUUAUUUAAAAAGUACUAUUUGCAGGGGGGGAGCAAAAAGAAAGUCCUCAACCAUGAGGCUCCAGGUCACACUAGAAGCACCAGCUGUUAAGGUUCCCCUUCUGUAGAACUUGGCCGUGUAUUUAUUCUGAAGUUGUGGGUGUCACUUCCUCUGUUUCCCUGAGUGAUUCUUGUUUCUCUGUCCCAAAUUCUACAAGCAUGGGGGAUGAUAAAAUCUCCCCCUGAAACAUUCAAAUACUUCUGAACAAGAAGAACUAUGGCCAUAUGGAGUGAGGAAGCCCGCUUUUGUGCUGUGAGCUGGGUGAUGUCUGCCCUGCUCAGGAUACCACACAGGCACAACCUGCAGCAGGCUUACUACCUUCUCCUUCAUCAAGAAAGACCACUGAGACCAAGGAGGCCCUAGUCCAAGUGGCCAUGACGGGA